This is a messenger RNA of Paramecium sonneborni, 1459 nucleotides long. NCBI's taxonomy places the organism in Eukaryota, Ciliophora, Oligohymenophorea, Peniculida, Parameciidae. The record is from the annotation of a GenBank genome assembly.
AUUAUUAAUAUGAUUAUAGAAUCAAAUGUGCCUUAAAAGAUUAUAGAUUUAUACAAACCUUACAAAAAAUAGUUUGAAAGUGUUAAACAUGUUCUACAAGGUCAUACAUUUUAUUUAGAUUAAAGAUAUAUGCCUAUUGAUAUAAGUGAUUAUUUGUUUAUAAAAUCAGUUGGUUAAGGUGCUUAUGGUUGUGUAAUACAAGCAAUUGACAAAUUAACAAAUAAGCCAGUUGCAAUAAAAAAGAUAGAAAGAACAUUCAAUCAUCGUUUGUUUGCAAAGAGAACUUUAAGGGAAUUGAAAAUAUUAAGAUUAAUAAGGCAUGAUAAUGUAUAAAAGAUAAUUCUAUAAAAAAGGUUGUAGACUUAAAAUAAGUCUUAUUACCUCCAAGUCGUGAAGAAUUUGAAGAUGUUUAUAUGGUGAUGGAUUUAUUAGAAGCAGAUUUAUCAUAAGUUAUAAAAAGUGAUUCUGUAUUAAACGAUGAUCAUAUGCGACUAUUUAUUUAUUAAGUGUUGAGAGGUUUAAAAUAUUUACAUUCAGCUGGCAUUUUACACAGAGAUUUAGUGAGAAUAAUAUUUAUUUAUUUUAGAAACCAAGAAAUUUAUUAUUAAAUAGAAGUUGUGAUGUGAAGAUAUGCGAUUUUGGUUUAGGUAGAGCAAUAGCAGAAAAAAUUUAAAAUAAUAUAAUGAUGACAUAUUAUGUUGAAACUAGAUGGUAUAGAGCUCCAGAAUUAUUAAUUGGGUAUCAGAAUUACAAUUCAGCUGGUAAUUAUAUGAUUCUUAAAUUUCAGUGGAUAUAUGGUCUGUUGGUUGUAUAUUAGCUGAAAUGAUCCUUAGAAGACCUUUUUUAAGAGGGGAUUCUACUAAACAUUAGAUCAAAGUGAUUUUUGAAUUAUUAGGAACUCCUAAUGAACAAUAUAUUCAAUCUUUUCCAGAUUUGAAAGUAUAAUAAAAUUUAAGAAAAAUCAUUCAAGAAUAUGGUCAUCAAAACGGUAUAGGAUUAAAUUAAAUUUUUGGACACAUAAAUUAAGAUCGUAUAAUAACAUUGUAUACAUAUAUAGUUCUGGAUUUAUUGAAAAGUCUAUUAAAAUUUGAUCAUCGAGAUCGUUUAACAGCUUCUUAAGCUUUAAAACAUUCCUAUCUAUAAGUUUUACAUAGUGAAGAAGACGAAGUAAAUGAGUAAUCCAUAUUUUAUUUUAGCCAAUAUCUUUCCCUGUAAAUCCUUUGGAAUUCGAAUUUGAAAAAUAUGAAUUGACUAAAGAAUAAUUGAAAGGUAGAUAAUUUCUAUAUUAACUAUUUAUAGAUAUGCUUUAUGAAGAGAUUUUACUUUAUCAUUUUUCAGAAUUUAGAAAUUAGUAUUUCUAAAAACUAUAAACUGGAUAAUCAUUAAUUAGCCAUAUAAUUAAUAAUGAUAAUGCUCGAAUAAUUGAUCCAAAUGCUGAUGAUGAUUUUGAAUAAUGACC